Messenger RNA from Caenorhabditis sp. 36 PRJEB53466, 641 nucleotides. Lineage: Eukaryota; Metazoa; Nematoda; Chromadorea; Rhabditida; Rhabditidae. The record is from the annotation of a GenBank genome assembly.
AUGGUCUUGAAAGUAUGUUUCGCCCGAGAGCUUUCUUCUGAAUCCAUCUCCAUUUCAGAAGACAAUCGAAGAGGAGAAUAACUCGGAAGUUGCUCAGAAUCGGAAAAGAGCAGGAAUCGAAUGGUCGGCGGACAUUGAGGACUGGAUCUGUUGCUUUCCGCAGAAGUACGCGCUGAUGGGCCUCUGCGUGUCUCUCGUCAUCAUCUCGAUCAUCAGCUGGAUCGGUUCCGGAUACUACGCCUGGACCAUCUGGACCGUGCUGGCGACUAUCUUUUUGGGUCUCAUUGUCUUCAUUCCCGACUUGUUUGGCAAUCUUCUCAACCUUUGCCUCAAUUUUGUUUGCUGGGUGAGUGUUUGAGUCAUUUACUACUGAAAGGUAUUUCAGGUUGCCUUUUUCGUUCUUCUCUUCGUCAACUUCAUUCAAGUGUUUGUUUGGAAGGGAUGGGUGACAGACUCGAAUUUGUCGAAUGGUCAGUUUCGGAGAGAUCGUAUCCACAACGGGGUAGGUUCCAGAAGAAAAGGAAAGGCAGUGGAGCCAUCUCAACUUCAUGCUCGCGUGCAUUCCCCUCGAAAUGCUCAUCACCGCCGCCAUCUGUUUCUUCCUCCUUCGCUUUGUGAAGUUCGCCUACGACAACCGAUAA